Molecule: messenger RNA, 1798 nt
Organism: Mesocricetus auratus (golden hamster)
Lineage: Eukaryota; Metazoa; Chordata; Mammalia; Rodentia; Cricetidae
Gene: Msc
Product: musculin
Exons: 2
Coding region: 273-908 (211 amino acids)
Biological process (GO): skeletal muscle tissue development; regulation of transcription by RNA polymerase II
Molecular function (GO): RNA polymerase II transcription regulatory region sequence-specific DNA binding; protein dimerization activity; DNA-binding transcription factor activity, RNA polymerase II-specific
Source: RefSeq, a predicted model, not a curated record
UUUGUCCCAAGGAGUACAGAUAAAUAGUCCUGUCAAAAGGCGCAGCUCGCGCGGCUGUACUUCUGGAUCCGGAGUCAAGUUCAGAGCCCCAGGUUGGCGGGUCAGUGGCCAAUCGCGCCUGCUCCAGGAGCCCAGCUCAUUGAGGGCCUGGGUCUCCGGGACUUCUCUGAGCUGUCCCACGCCCCAUCCUCUUCCAGGGAGCGGAAGCCGGAGACGGCGAGACUGGACGGGGAGGAGGAAGGUGGGCGCGCGUGGGCGCCGGGGACUAGGCGAUGUCCACCGGCUCGGUGAGUGACCCCGAAGACAUGGAGGUGCGAGGGCUGCCGAGGGUCUACCAGGCCCCCGCCUCCAAGAGGCCACCUCUGCACAGCAGCGAGAGAGGCUAUGGUUCGCCCAGCGACAAUUCUUCCGCGGAGGAGGAGGACCCCGACGGUGAAGAGGGGCCAUGCUCGUUGGGAGCCGUGGGCAUCCCGGGGGGCUGCAAGAGGAAGCGGCCCCGUGCGGCUAGCGCGGGUGGCGCAGGUGGCGGAGGCGCAGGUGGCGGUGCGGGCGGAGGUAGCAAGAAGCCGCUCCCGCCCAAGGGCUCGGCCGCCGAGUGCAAGCAGUCGCAGCGGAAUGCGGCCAACGCCCGCGAGCGCGCCCGGAUGCGGGUGCUGAGCAAAGCCUUCUCCAGACUCAAAACCAGCCUGCCCUGGGUGCCGCCCGACACCAAGCUUUCGAAACUGGACACGCUGCGCCUGGCUUCCAGCUACAUCGCGCACCUGCGCCAACUGCUGCAGGAGGAUCGCUACGAAAACGGCUACGUGCACCCGGUGAACCUGACGUGGCCAUUCGUGGUCUCUGGACGACCAGACUCUGACACCAAAGAUGUUUCUGCAGCCAGCAGACUCUGUGGAACUUCCGCUUAGAGGGACAGCCACGAGGCUGAUGGAUUAUGUUAAAUGCUAAGGACUGGGCCAAGGAGGGCCCAUUGGAUUCCGGACCUUGUCCUUUGCCUGAACCUGUUAAAAGGACGGUGACUGCCCUCGUGGAGCACAGGAGGCCAUGGCUGCUGCGGAUCAUCUUAGGCUGGGGAGCCUAAGAGAACCUGGUAUCCUGGAGGAACUCGAGGAGAUCCAACCUGGGGCUUUAGCUCUAAGCACAAACCCGCGGUAGCCAUCUGAGUUCACUGCAGAAACGGGCUGGUUUUUAAACUAAUGCCGAUUUUCCCUCUGGUUGAUGGCAAGGUACUGCGCAGCCAGGUCCUUUUCUGUGACCAUGGUUGAGUUCUCUUUUCCAGCACUGGACAGACAAGGCCUUGGUGUUAGAGCUGAGCAGGGGCCUCUUUUGAAGUCUCUAAGGACAGUGGCAUACUCCCACCAGGGGCCUCUCUUUUAGUGGCAAGAUGGUGAUAUAUACUACCGGAAGCCGGUUUUGCCUCCAAUCCCUCGGGGUUGGGGUCCACUUUCUGAGCCCCCUCCUCUGUCUAAUCAGUGUGGGGGCAGCUGGUUGUUUUGGGUCCCAGUCUCCUUCCCACCAACACUGUCUCCUGAAGUCUUACCUGACUGCCCAUUUUGGGACAUGCACUUCACCCCUCUAAUAGGGUCACCCCUACGUGGGGUUCAUGUUCUCCCAGGCACCCACUAUUCUUCCUGGUCCAGGGACUAUGCAUGGGGACAGCUGGGGCUGGUCUCUCUACGCACUGACCGGCUGGCUUCUACCCACUGCAAGGUGCUUAGUGGGCCUGGCAAUGCUGUGGUGAUGCUGCUCUACCAUGGUAACUGACAUAUGUAAAUAAAUUUAUUUUUUUAUGAACAAA